Molecule: messenger RNA, 796 nt
Organism: Oryza sativa Japonica Group (Japanese rice)
Lineage: Eukaryota; Viridiplantae; Streptophyta; Magnoliopsida; Poales; Poaceae
Source: RefSeq, a predicted model, not a curated record
UUGGGCCUUAUCGGCCGUGACGGCCCAUUACAACUCAGCGCGCCUAUGGACUCCACCAUUCUAGGGUUCCUGGAUAUAAGAAAACCUUCUCUCCUCCCGAACUCCUCCACGCCGCCGCCGCCGCCGCCACCUCGCCGCUGCUCCGACCGGUCGAAGAUGGCGGUUCCAUUGCUGACGAAGAAGAUCGUGAAGAAGCGGGUGAAGCAGUUCAAGAGGCCGCACAGCGACCGCUACAUUGGCCUCAAGACAAGCUGGCGCAGACCAAAGGGUAUUGACUCACGUGUCAGGAGGAAGUUCAAGGGAUGCACAUUGAUGCCCAAUAUUGGAUAUGGUUCGGACAAGAAGACCAGGCAUUACCUGCCCAACAAGUUCAAGAAGUUUGUGGUGCACAACGUCUCAGAGCUGGAGCUGCUUAUGAUGCACAACAGGAUGUACUGUGCUGAAAUUGCUCAUAAUGUGUCCACGAAGAAACGCAAGGAGAUAGUGGAGCGCGCUGCUCAGCUUGACAUUGUCGUCACCAACAAGCUUGCCAGGCUACGCAGCCAGGAGGAUGAGUAGUUAUUUUGGACUUGGUUUUUGCCUGCAGUAGACUUGCACAUCAUGAAUAUUGUUCUACGUAUUUGUUUACAUCAGGAUCCGAAUAUUCUGAGAGCAAUUUGCUAUCUGGAAUUAUUUGUGACUCUGGCAAUGUAUGAUUGCCAUAUUACUAUUUUGAGUAUAGCAAUUAUGACGUGAAAGAAAUGUCGUUGUUUAAUGAAUGUUGAAAAAUAUAUUUCCAUGAAUGCCCUGUCACUUU